Messenger RNA from Polypterus senegalus (gray bichir), 6435 nucleotides. RefSeq names its product glutamate receptor, ionotropic, N-methyl D-aspartate 2Cb (gene grin2cb). The coding region runs from base 832 to 4944 and encodes 1370 amino acids. Gene Ontology annotation, biological process: monoatomic ion transport; excitatory postsynaptic potential; long-term synaptic potentiation. The record is from RefSeq and is a predicted model, not a curated record. Lineage: Eukaryota; Metazoa; Chordata; Cladistia; Polypteriformes; Polypteridae. The transcript is spliced from 13 exons. Gene Ontology annotation, molecular function: transmitter-gated monoatomic ion channel activity involved in regulation of postsynaptic membrane potential; NMDA glutamate receptor activity. Gene Ontology annotation, cellular component: postsynaptic density membrane; NMDA selective glutamate receptor complex; postsynaptic membrane.
CAUGACAUGAAGCGCACAAAGUGGGAAUACAAGUCAGGAGCAAGGAGCUGGCGGGCCACGGCGAAGAGCGCUGCCGAUCCCGCCUGCCACCCACCGCCUCGGCGUGCGAUUCUCAGACCUGCGGCGGGACCGAAAGGCGCAAAUACGCAGGGCGCGGAAAGGGUCACAAAAGGGACUGAGCGGCUCUGGAGGGGACACUGGAGUAGCGAAUAGACAGACACGUUUUGAUCCAAAGAAACAAAUCCUCAACCGUCCAAUUGUGCAGCCGGUUUUGUUUGGCAUCGGAAUAUCGAGAUGUCUUCCUAAAAACCCAAAUUACCGCGAAGAGCCCCGACGCGUCAAGCUUGGUGACUUUUAUUUACCGACGGGAUUUUCCUCGUCGCCUCUUUAAAUGUGGCACGAGCAAGUCCAGAAUAGCAGCGGUUACGGCUCCGACCCCCAAGUGAAGGUGACAGGCUCGUCACCUGCCGGGAGCGUACGCCGUUAGAAGGGCGCAAAUCCAAGAGGAGGAGGAGGAAGAAGAAGAAGAAGAAGAAGAAGAAGAAGAAGAAGAACGGGCGUCCCGAGUAACUCCCGAGAAGCCGACACGUGCGGGGCUCCGGUUAACUGGGAUUCUUUGAAAUGAGGCUACGGACUUGGAGGUCCAGGGACACCAGAGGAAUAUAAUGACCUUCUGCCGAGGAGCCGGAGAACGCGUCAGCAGCGCUGCCAUUCCUGUCGCCAAAAGAAGAACAACAACCUGAGGCAGGUACGCCGCGUCGGAGGAGGAGGAUGAGGACCUGGGAAUUGAGCAGGCACAUGGAGAACUAGUGCAGGAACUCACUGGCCAGGAUGGGCUUUCCUUUGGGCUGGCUGAGAGCCUCCCUGUGGCUGCUGCUCUGGGGUGUCCGUGGCAGCCUGGCCCGAGCAUUUGGAGUGCCAGCAGUCAAUGUGGCAGUGGUAUUUGGAGGUCCUUCUUACCAGAUGGAGAUUAAGGGAAGGCUGAGCCGUGAAAACUUCUUGGAUUUGCCACUAGAGGUGAACCCGGUCACUGUCAUCAUCAAUGACACCAACCCGCGGGCCUUGCUGACACGGAUAUGUGACACUCUGGCUGCCACGCACAUCCACGGCAUGGUGUUUGAGGAUAAUAUUGGAACGGAAGCCGUCGCCCAGAUUUUGGACUUCAUCUCUUCACAGACGUCUGUCCCAAUCGUGGGCAUCAGCGGAGGGUCUGCCGUGGUGCUGACACCCAAGGAACAAGGGUCGACUUUCCUGCAGCUGGGCUCCUCUGUGGACCAGCAGAUUGGUGUCAUCUUCAAAGUGAUGGAGGAGUACGACUGGGGCUCCUUCGCCAUCAUCACCAGCCAGUACCCGGGCUACCAGGACUUCAUCGAGUACAUCGAGUCCUUCAUCGACACGAGUUACUUUGGCUGGGAGCUGCAGGACAUCCUGAGCUUCGACAUGUCCUACGAGAGCAGCAGCAGCACCAGGGUGGGCCGGAUGCUGAGACAGGUGGACGCCCAGGUGCUGAUCGUUUACUGCUCCCACGACGAGGCCCAGUACCUGUUUGCCGUGGCAGCCGAGGCGGGUCUCAUCGGCCCCGGCUACAUCUGGAUCAUCCCGAGCCUGGCGGUGGGCAGCAUGGACGUGGCAACGCCAGACAUCUUUCCGGUCGGGCUCAUCAGCGUCUUGACGGACCGCUGGAAGAUGAGCCUAAGACAGCGCGUGCGGGAUGGCGUGGCCGUCGUGGUGAAGGGCGUACAGAGCUUCAUGAGGCAGCACGGCUAUGUGCCGGAAGGGCACACGGACUGCCGCUCCCCUGCUGUGUCAUCCCACAAUGACACCUUCUACAGGCACAUGCUAAAUGUCACCUGGGAACAGAAGGACUUCUCCUUUAACAGCGAUGGCUACCUGGUGAACCCAUCCAUGGUGAUCAUCACUCUCAACCGAGAGCGCCAGUGGGAGAAGGUUGGGACGUACGAGCAGGGAAUCAUUCAGAUGAGGUAUCCCGUGUGGCCAAGGUAUGGCACAUUCCUCGAACCUGUGUCAGACAACCGCCACCUGACCGUGGCCACCUUGGAGGAGAGGCCUUUUGUCAUUGUGGAGAAUGUCGACCCGAUCACGAGGACCUGCGUCAGGAACACCGUGCCCUGCCGGAAGCAGUCCAACCGCACAGACAGCUUUAUUGCCACGUCAGAGCCGUAUGGCAAACUCUGCUGCAAAGGCUUCUGCAUCGACAUCCUCAAGAAGCUGGCCAGGACCAUCAAGUUCUCGUAUGACCUCUAUCUGGUCACCAAUGGCAAACACGGAAAGAAGGUCAAAGGGGUCUGGAAUGGCAUGAUUGGAGAGGUGUACUACAAGCGUGCUGACAUGGCUAUUGGCUCCCUGACAAUCAACGAGGAGCGAUCGGAGAUAAUCGACUUCUCUGUGCCCUUUGUGGAGACUGGAAUCAGCGUAAUGGUGGCCAGAAGUAAUGGCACAGUCUCGCCAUCUGCCUUCCUGGAGCCGUACAGCCCGGCGGUGUGGGUCAUGAUGUUCGUCAUGUGUCUCACGGUGGUCGCCAUCACUGUCUUCAUCUUUGAGUACUUCAGUCCAGUCGGCUACAACCGUUGUCUCACCAGCGCCAAAAACCCCGGAGGCCCGACGUUCACAAUCGGCAAGUCCAUCUGGCUGCUCUGGGCCCUCGUGUUCAACAAUUCAGUCCCUAUUGAGAACCCUAAAGGCACAACCAGUAAGAUUAUGGUGCUAGUCUGGGCAUUCUUUGCAGUCAUCUUUCUCGCCAGUUACACUGCCAACCUCGCUGCCUUCAUGAUCCAAGAGCAGUACAUCGACACAGUGUCUGGGCUGAGCGACAAGAAGUUUCAGAAGCCCCAGGAGCAGUACCCGCCUUUCCGGUUUGGCACCGUUCCCAAUGGCAGCACCGAGAGGAACAUCCGCAGCAAUUACCCUGACAUGCACACCCACAUGAUCAAGUACAACCAGCGCACGGUCGAGGAUGCCCUCAACAGCCUCAAAACCGGGAAGUUGGAUGCCUUCAUCUAUGACGCAGCUGUGCUCAACUACAUGGCUGGCAAGGACGAGGGCUGCAAACUGGUUACAAUUGGCAGCGGGAAGGUGUUUGCCACCACGGGCUAUGGCAUCGCGCUCCAGAAGGACUCUAAAUGGAAGCGUCCUGUGGACCUGGCUCUCCUGCAGUUCCUCGGCGACGGUGACACCCAGAAGCUGCAGACGGUAUGGCUGUCCGGGAUCUGCCAGAAUGAGAAGAACGAAGUGAUGAGCAGCAAGCUGGACAUCGACAACAUGGCUGGCGUCUUCUACAUGCUGCUGGUGGCCAUGGGGCUCAGUCUGCUGGUCUUCGCCUGGGAGCAUCUGCUGUACUGGAAACUGCGGCACUCGGUCCGCAAGUCCAACCGCCUCGACUUCCUGCUGGCCAUCAGUAGGGGCAUAUACAGCUGCUUCAGCGGAGUCGAGGACGUGGAGAGCCCGAUUCACAUCCGCAACCCGGACCUCACCACCAGCUACGCCCAGGCCAACAUGCUCAAGAUGCUGCAGACGGCCAAGGAUAUCGUGUCUUCGGCCAAAGUGGAGAACUCCCUGGAGAACGCCACGCGGACCAUUGAGAGCUGGGCACGGAGAAGUGAAAACAUCAAAGGGGGCUUGGGAGGACGCGGGCCCCUGGCAGCAGCCUCCGAUUCAGUCGCCAGUGCCAUCCGGCUUCCUUACAUUUCCAGCAUCACGGAGAACCACUCGCCCUUCAAUCCGGCCCUGACCAUACACUCUGAAGAAAAUGGCAGCCGGCCGUUAGCGGAGAAGCAGAGGGGCAUCGCCCGGCCCACUCCCAUCCGGUACACGUUGCCUGCCCGGGGGAGCCCACUGUAUGACAGGACACUGCCCAUCUCCAGCCUGAGCAGCCCCCAGAUUGGCAUGAGGGAGUCUGCCCCGCUGAUCGCCCCACACCCCUCCAGCCGGCUCUAUGUGGACGAUCGCCACCGGCACCCUGGCUCUCCGUUUGUUCCCUACCGGGAGCUUCAGCUUCCCGACAUUUACAGUGAACAGGGUGAGCCCGCCUCCCGGAAAGUGGCCGCCGACGGCUUGAUGCGAAAGAAGAGAGCGCAGGCGUACGUGGCCGAGUCUCCGGCGAUGAGGAGGCGGCCUGGGGCGCGGGAGCCAAUCCGGGGCUUUGCUGAGCUGUGUGCCAACCACCUCACGGAGAACCACCUACCGACGGGGCCGGGCACGAGCAGCCCAUACCCAAGAGCCAACAGCAACUGCAACUCGUGCUUGAAGGCCCACCCGGAGCCAGAGGGGGUCCCACUCUUGGGGAAGGAGAAGCUUGCCCGUCGUGCCUCCUUUAUCAAGGCUACAUGGGGGCACAGUGACAAAUUGAGACCCCUGGAGGACAAGGGUGCCUUUCCUUGUGGGAGGAUGAAUGUGCCCGACUUGUUUCCCAGGGUGGCACUGAACAAUAAAGCCAGAGGAGCUGGCUACUGCUGCCCACUUCCCACAGACCAUGCCAACGGCCGCGCCCAUCCCUGCAAGGAGCCGAAGCUGAGGUACUCGCAGUCCACCCGGCUGCCGUCCUACCGAGAGGCCGUGCUGCAGAAUGCGGCCGCCCUCCGCCGCUCGUCCACGGUGGUCCACAGGCACUACUCGGCCUACUUAAACUCCUUCACCAACCUGCCCGUCUACGUGGGCCCCCUCACGCAGGGGCCUCCCCACUUUUAUGGGCAGCCCAAGGACGUGUGUGGCCUCUUCCCCUACAUGGGGCACUACCCCGACGAGCACGGCUUCAUCCCCCGGUGCGGCGGCAGGCGCCUGGUUUACGACGACGAAGAGGAGUAUGGGCGCUAUGACGGCAGCCGGGGGCGAGGAGACCGCAGGCAAGUACUCGUCGCCCGGAGGGUGAACAGCCCGUUUGUGCCAAAGCCCUGGGGGCGAGUGUCGAGUCUCGAGUCGGAGGUCUGAGUGGACCUGCUGUACCACGCCAGAGGGCAGAGAGCCGCUUGGUGCCCACCGGCAGAGACUAACUGAGGCCCAGUGGAAAAGGGGAGAGGCGAAUCGGCCGCUGUCCUCACACCCCGGGGGUCCGCAGCCCGCCGUGUCUCACACUGGACCUUCUCUUAUAGUCACCUUUCACCAGAUGGGUAUGAAAUGGUGCAAAUGCCAUGUCUUCCAAAUGCCACGUCUUGUAAAGGCUGGGCCUACUUGGUGGGUGGUUCUGGUUGGCAUCUGUGUCCUUGAAGCUCUUCCACUACUCAAUAAAAUGUUAGGGGGUCUUUUUGGGGGGGGCUCUACUGCACUUGUCAUCUGCUUUUUAUCUUGUCUUUGUGUCAUUUGAACCCAAGAUGGGCAGGCCUGGAGUUCCAGUCACCAUGGAGGUGACUAAAAGUGGGUGGCAUCAGGCAGGGCAUCUCUUCUCCAGUAGGCCAUGCAGCGUCUACUCACCAAUGCCAAGUCUGUAGUCAGCCGUGGAGGGGGCACUGGUCUGGUUCUGUCAGUGUCCUUGGGUGGUCUGGCCUAAGUGUGUUUCAAGGGUGCUGCCCUAUCAGCUCCAGGCGUGUGCCAGUCUUUGUUUCCUCAUCUGAUGUUUGAAGAGACCUUGCUGGUCCUCUGACAGCUCGGGCACCUCACUCUGUUAAGGGAAGGGGUUCUGCCAGUUUGGGCAGCUUGUUCAUUAGGGGUUUGUCGUCAGGUACGAGCCAUGAUGUGAAAGUGGGCUCAGCUUGGGGGGCUCGGUGGGCUUUGAAACUCAAGAAGCAGUUAGCAGUGGUGAGAGCUGAUUAUGACAUCGCGUCUCUUCCUCCAUGCUGAUGCCAAUAUCCAUGACUGACAUGCCACCUACUGUCCAUCCCUGGACCAAAGCAACCUGAAGGAAAUGCCAGUCUGGCAAGGGGCAGCAGCGACUUCCACUGUCUGCUUUGGGGCUGGGGUCUGGUAAGCCAGAGUUGAAGGGUCAAAAGCCCUUCCCAAGUUGGCACAGACCGGUUUCUUGAUGGUGCCACCGAGAAUUGAACACAGGUCCAGGUGGCUAAGCCACUAUUUGAGCUUUUCAGCCACCUGGCAUCAAAAUCUUCUUGCUUAUUGCACGUGUGCCCUGUGUGCCAACUGCUGAGGCUGAUGUGAUACGGGCCGACAUGUUGGUCGAAGCGGGGGACCCAGCGCCUAUGGUAUGCAUCAGUAUUGGGCACAUGCAGAUGCCCUGGCCAAGCUUGGACAGGCUGGCAUUACCUCUGAUUCAGUCAGCUAUCCACUCUCCCCUUUGUUAUUCUGGGUGAAGGCAGCUGGCACUGAGGGAGUUCUCACACUGGCAUCACCCCAGUGAUGGGGCCCAGGAACUACCCUGAAGGUAGAUGGGCCUUGGCAGGGCACCCAUGAGCUUUCAGCUGGGUCCAGUGGUGAGCACCCAUUUGGCCAGACUGAGUAGGCCUUCCUUCACAACCUUUACGUGUCUUCAUG